Messenger RNA from Lethenteron reissneri (Far Eastern brook lamprey), 4276 nucleotides. Its product is annotated as palmitoyltransferase ZDHHC23-B-like. Gene Ontology annotation, molecular function: protein-cysteine S-palmitoyltransferase activity. NCBI's taxonomy places the organism in Eukaryota, Metazoa, Chordata, Hyperoartia, Petromyzontiformes, Petromyzontidae. Gene Ontology annotation, biological process: peptidyl-L-cysteine S-palmitoylation; protein targeting to membrane. Gene Ontology annotation, cellular component: endoplasmic reticulum; Golgi apparatus. The record is from RefSeq and is a predicted model, not a curated record.
CACACAGACUACAGUCAUUCACUGUGGGUUUGUGAGGUUGUACGGUGUGUGUGUGGUGUAAGUUACAAGACUGUAGUCAACACACACACAGACUACAGUCAUUCACUGUGGGUCUGUGAGGUUGUACCGGUGUGUGUGGUGUGAGUUAGAGGACUGUAGUCAACAGACACACACAGCAGUCAUUCACUGUGGGUUUGUGAGGUUGUACGGUGUGUGUGUGGUGUAAGUUAGAGGACCGUAGUCAACACACACGCACAGGCUACAGUCAUUCACUGUGGGUCUGUGAGGUUGUACGGUGUGUGUGGUGUGAGUUACAGGACUGUAGUCAACACACGCGCUACAGUCAUUCACUCUCGGUCUCUUUAGGUUGCACGGGCGAUCUUUGUGUGUGUGUGUGACCUGUGUAUGUGUGCGUGUGUGUAGCUAUCCACAGCUGUUAGGGGAGACAAAGGCGGCCGGGCGUGGUUCUGGCCACCCCCUUCAUCGGUUUGCUACUUGCUUACAGAUGUUGGGGUUUGGGGGGAGGUAUUUUGUCAUUGUCCGUAAACACUCUAUUACAACUCACCGAUGAUACGACGGAAUGGUCGGUGUGGAUAACACCACGCCCGACCGCCUUUGUCUCCCCCAGCGCUGAUGUGUGUGUGGUUUUUGGCACCCCCCCCUUCCCCCCUCCCUCCACCAGGUACGGGCAUUCAUCAUUGCCUCGGGAGGGGUGAGAGAUGUCUGCUCGGCGGAGUUUGGAGCCAUCCAUUGAGUUAGCAGCCCCUGGGCCAUGGAGGGGAUGAAGGAGGGAGACCGGGCUCCCGGGAGACCCCCCGCGGUCUCGGGCAAGAGAGGCCGGCGGGCACCUGCCCCGGGCAGCGAGGAGCUGUGCUGCUGCGAGUUCGUCAACAGGCAAGGACAGACGACUCACUUGCUGGCGUGCUGCUGUGACUGCGAGGAGCUGGACUCCACCUGCGACAGCUGCUUCAGGUGUCAGGGCGUCGGCCUCGCCUCGCUGCAUUCGCUGUGCGACGACAUCACCGACCGGAUCCGCGUGCCGCGGUGGUGCCCGGCGGUCGGCCGCAACGCCACCGGCACCGGCACCGCCAGAGCGAACGGCGGCGCUCGCCGCCUGCUGACCCCGGCGGACGCGGCCUCCAUCCCGCCGGUGCUGCUGCUCCCGGCCGCCCUGCGGGUCGCGGCGCUCCACCCGGCCGCCACCCUCGCCGCGGCGCUCGCGGCACCAGCGCUGCUGCUCGCCUACUUCCUCGCCACGCACCGCCGCCGUCGCCGCUCCCCCUUCUUCCUGCGUCUGGGCCUCGCCUCGCUGCUCUACCUCUACGCCGUGUUCUCCUGGGAGCUGUGGUGGCGGCGGGGGCGGACGUGGUUCCGAGACGCGACGGAGAUGGCGAUGACGAGCGGAGGAGGAGGAGGAGGAAUCGGCGACGGACAGUGGCUGUGCGUGACGGCCCUCUUCGCGGCCGUGCUGCUGCUGCUGCACUGCUCACGACGCGACCCGGGAUACCUGGACCCCAGCGAUGCCGAGGAGGGGGCGGCUGGCUCUCCCGGUAGCGAGCGUCGUGCCUGUGAGGUGUGCGGCGCGAGGCGCCCUGCGCGGGCCGGGCAUUGCCGCGUGUGCGAUCGCUGCGUGCGGAGGUUCGACCACCACUGCGUCUGGAUCGACAGCUGCGUGGGCGAGGGAAACCACGUGUGCUUCGUGGCGCUGCUGGCGCUGUUCGUGGCCACGGUGUGCGUGGGGCUCGCACUGGCGCUGCCGAUCGUCUGCCCCGGCUCCCCGCUCGCGCUGGCGCUCGUCUACUGCCCGCAUGCCUACGAGCGCGCCGAGGAUGCGCUGGUGUACGCGUGCGCCGUGUACGCGGCGCUGGCCGCCGUCUUCGUGUCGCUCCUCCUCUGCGUGCAGCUCUGGCACGUCGCCCGCAACGAGACGCAGCGCGAGGCCGCGCUGGCGGCGCGCGGGGGCCACCGUCACGGGGGCCACCGGAGCCACGACCGCGGGGUCGUGCGGAACUGCAAGGAGUUCUUGAUGCUGGGGCGCGAGCGAUCGCGAGGGAAGAGCGCGGCGGAGAUCGUGUGACGGAAUGGGUCGUUGAGCGAGCAAGCGAGUGAGCGGGCGGGCGAAUCGAUCGAUGGCUUGGCCAGUAACCGCGCCUCCCAAACUAAGGUGCUCUUAAGAAACCUAGGUUUCAGUGCAGUUGCUCUAGACUCCUAAAGCAACUAUCACGAGAGUGAUGAAGUCACGGAAAACCACCAAGUUGAAUACAGACACAUGGACAAACACGAAGACGGACACACAUACGAAUCGGACACACGGACAAACACAGAGGCACACGUGAAUAAGACAAAGACUCCCCAGCAAGUGCUGUUAGCAAGUAGCACCUAUGAUGGCCGGCACGGCAUACGAGGGGGUGGGUGGACAGUACCACGCCCGGCCGCCUUUUUUUCUCCCCAAUGGCGAUGUUUACACAUCGCACCAGGCACUCAUUUGAGGCUGAGUCGACCUAGGGUGAGCGUGAAUCGAAUUCGGGUCGCCGGGUUAGUUGCGAAUCAGGAGAUGACAGAUUCCCCCUUGCUUACAUGAACCGGGAUACACACUUAACUUUUUGACUUCAUAUUUUCUUUUUUAAAUCAAAGUUGUUUCUUGCCAUUUUGUAGAGAUUCCACAUUUUAGAGUAAGGUGCCAGUCAACCCCUGACUUCCCAAAGGUUGUGGCACUCAUUUUAUCGACCACGUAAGGGGUGAUGGGCUAGCAAGAACUCUAUUGGUUCCAAAAGAAAACACUAUCGAGACCUGGCAGACACAACCAUCGUGGAGAUCCAUGUGUUGAUUGGUGUAAUUGCAAGCAUGCAGUUAGUGUUGUUCGACAUAUUGGCUCCAUCUGGAGUGUUAUUCAGUUGAACCUUUUAGAUUCAAUGUGCUCUCCUUCGCGGGAAUAACGUGACGAACACUUUUACAAACGCAAGCACUGUCCGCAGCUGAUUAGAAAACGCAUCUGCCAGAAAAGUGCACACCGGACAGAGACAAUAAUGAUUUCUUUUUUCAAAAUCAGCUCAGGGUUCCCGUAAAUCGCGUGGCUUCUGUGUGGCCACCCGCACUCUGAAUCUCUCCCCUACCCCCAAAUAUUUGGGGGCUUUUUUAAAAUUCCUGUGAUGUAAGUUGUCUCGGGUGAAAUACGUUGGCUCUGCUUUGACAGUCGUCAGUGGAGUGCAGCCACAAAUGUGCCUCACGGAGAGAUUCUGAGCGAUCAGUUUGCCCACCGGGGGACAAACGGUUCCACGUUUAAGCGUGCUGUACACAAAUAACACAUUUCCUUUAAUGGUUUAUUAUUAUUUUCAAAUUUACAAGCACACAGUGUGCGCACUUACGUCGUAAAGUUGCGCGUGUUUUCAAUUGUCAUUUUUUUUCAGAGUGAUAGAUGCAAAGACAAAGAUCCCCCGGAUAGCCUUGAACAGACUUUUAGGGCAAGUUACUGUUAGCAAGCGCCUCUGAAUGCCGGCACGGCACACAAGGAGGAGUGGUGAGGCCAGAACCACGCCCGGUCGCCUUUGUCUCCCUCGUGGCGAUGUUUUCACAUCCCACCAGGUACUCAUUUACUGCCGAGUCGACCUAGGGGAGGCCCAGGUACGGUGCAGAUAAUCGUCACUGGUGUCGGCUGUGAGCGGGAAUUGAAGCAGGGUCGCUGGAUUCGUAGCGCAGCGCUAGCUCAGCACGACACUACCGCUUCCCCUAGAAUAACUCGAUAGUGAUAUACCACACAGGGCAGGGGGAGCGUUGGUGCAGUAGUUCGCGCGCCGUUACAUGAACCCGAGUGCAAUUCCAGUUUGAGUUAAGAGCCCACGGCUGACGUCGGCGGCGAGUGUGUUGCCCAGAGCCAGUGUCAUGUGCCCUUCCUUCGCCAACCGGCAAUGAUCAUCGUGGUGAAGUAUGGUCAAGCAACCCUCCGCCAAUCCACCCCCACACCCCAUUGCAUAUGCGGUAUUGGGGGUAGGGAAUGCCUUCAUCCGACAGUUGACAAAGUUGUUCAAGUUAUUAUUUAUUGUACGAGUAUGUUUAUGAUAUUUGCUGUGCGUCACGCACACUGUAGAAUUAUUAUCUUGGUUCACUGUGAUUUUUCCACGAAUUAUAAUCAUAAAAAAUAAAGUCGUUGCUGUUUAAUGGUGGUGUACUGUUACUUAUUAGUGCUAGUUUUAACUGUGUUAUUUAAGCACCUCUGUUGUUUCUAAGGCGUAACUUACAGCAAGGGUAAGGACAAUAAACAAUGUUCGGGUUCUCACAA